AUGCAGAGUUUACAGAAGGUAAUGGAUUUCUGCAUCCUCCACCAGACCACUCUGAGUUGCAGCCUCGUGUCCCUGCUGACGGCUGGCAGCGAGUACAUCUUCUCAUCUGUGGUGUUCAAGUGUCCCUGCAACUCUGGAAACAUGCUGUAUGGUUAUUCCUUCCUCUUAGCACCUGCCUUUGUCCUCUUGCUGCUCGGCUUCAUGACGAGCACCAGGACAUGGCUCCUGCUUACAGGCACCUGCUCUCUGGAGAAGCAUCCCCAAUGCUGUUCCGGCAGAUCCUGGGCCAGUUUCUUCCAGGUGUUGGUGCCGAUGACAGUCAAGGCCUCGGUGGCCCCGCUCACCUGGAUAGCGGUGGCCCUGCUCGGAGCCAACUUCUACGAGUGUGCGGCCACUGGGAGCAACAUGACAGCACACCUCUUCUGUAAAAAUAAUACAAUUUACAACCAAGAGCAGCUGUACAAAAUGCCCUGUGAUAAGGAGUUAGCAGCAGAGAUGUCGGAUGCAUGCCUCAGCUUUCAAGCACAGUCACAGCUGAUAGGAUGGUUCCUGAUAGGCAGCAUCAUAACUGUGGCACUGAUUUCAACAUGUGUCACCUACUGCUACUCCCCGGUCAGCUAUCUUCAGUUCAACUUCUGGAAAAUGUACUCAAAAAAAGAACGUGAACUCUUUGAGAUAAAAGCCAAUGAGCAUGCAAACAAGCUAGCAGAAAGAAAUACAAAUUGCUUUUUUGAAGCCACUGACCCAGCACCAUUUUAUACACCCAGGAACACAGACUGGCAGAAGAUUUCAAUCUUUCAUACCUUUAAUUCACAAGAGCAGUAUUACAGCAUGAUACACAAGUAUGCGAGCACCAAGAGAUGCAACAAUACUGGAUUUGAAAACAAAGGUCAGGAUCUCGACUGUUUAGAAGACCAGGCAACCUUAUGA
Molecule: messenger RNA, 930 nt
Organism: Onychostruthus taczanowskii (white-rumped snowfinch)
Lineage: Eukaryota; Metazoa; Chordata; Aves; Passeriformes; Passeridae
Product: calcium homeostasis modulator protein 6-like
Exons: 2
Coding region: 1-930 (309 amino acids)
Molecular function (GO): monoatomic cation channel activity
Source: RefSeq, a predicted model, not a curated record